CCCGCCCCUUCCGGCCCAAUCGCACGCGGCGAUUGGGGUUUCGAGCGAGGGUUUUGGCAAGGAAGGCGGCCAAUCGGGGGAGGGGAAAUAAUCGGGCUCCGGGUCCUCCUCCUCCUCCUGCCCUGGUCCCGCCCCUUUCCUUCUCGCCUCAUCCCCCGUUACCUUGGAACCUGCUGUAAAUAUCCCGGGACGCGCGAGAUGGUGGCGGCGGCGCGGCCCCUUUAAGCUGAGCCUCGGCAACCGUCCGGCUCGUGCAAGGGGGUCGAGGAGGCAGGUAAAGCCGGGGCGGGCCGAGGGGCGGGAGGGGGCUGGCUGCGCCUGUUGCUCUUCGGAUAUAUUAUUACUCCCCUUCUUCUCCUCCUCCUCCUCCUAACUCCGAGUGUUGUCAAAAGGCAGCAGUGCAACAACAACAACAAAAGCAACAACGCAAAAAAUCCCUAUAAAACACCUACCUCCCUCUCUUCCUCUUUUGCCAAAUGUUUCCCAAAGGCUUAAAGCACCUUAGUGCGAGUGGGCGCGAAAUAAAUCUUUUUGCAGUAGAUGAAAGCAAAGGUUUCUGACUCAAUUACACAGAAAGAGAGAGAGAGUAUAUAUACUGCCUGGAUUAGGCUGCAAAAAUGAAGAAGAAAAGCUAAAAAGCAAGCCAUAAGUCUUAACUCAAGUGCAAAUUCUGGUGCUGAAAACUCACCCCAUGACUCCUAACAUGCUCAUAGGCACCCUGCUCUUUGAAUUCCAAGCUGCAGGUCGUUGAUCUCUGGCUGGUAAAGCCUGAGGUCCUGGUAAAAAAAAUAAAAAUACAAAGUGUAGAACCAACAAGCCUGAGGACAACACACGUCUGCCCCCAGAACUUAACAGGUUUGUUGUAGUAUAUGUGCUUUCACAAACUAUCAGAUGUGGGAUGAAGACAAAUAAAUAUUUGGAAGUGCAUCUGGUGAAGUGGGUGCCAGUCCUUAUUUCCAUAGUAAAGUUUGCUGGUCCUUAGGGUGCCUCUUUGUUUGCUGCCACAAACCAACACCUCCAUCCCCUUUGGGAACUUGGAGAUCUGUGGAUAGUAUUUUCAUUUAAUGAAGCAGGACUUCCUUCAUAAGUAGACAUGCAUAGAAUUGCACUGUUUAUUUCUGAUCUUGCAUAUAUUAGGGCUGGGGGUUGAAUCUCUUGUGUUUCAUGGCCUCCUGUUCUCCACGUUUGCAACUCUUUUAUCUCUAUGUGUGUAUAUCCGCACAAGCCAACUGAGCAUAUAACACUUAAUGCUUGGGCAGUGUUCACAAAAUCCUAUUUCUAGCUUAUGAAAAUUUUCACCGCAAUAACAGUGCAGUACUAUGCAUGUUUAUUCAGACGUAAUUCCCACUGUGUUCAAUAGGCAUUACUCCCUUGUAAGUGCAUUUAAGAUUUUCAGGGGAAGACUGUUAGUUUUUAAGAUAGCCUAAAAUGCUUGGCUGUUUUCAUUUAAUCUCUGAACGUAAAACCUUUCUACCCCUGCCCACUCCACCCCCACCAUUCCAAAACUAGAAGCUGUGGUAAACAAAACCUGCCUGUUUUCAUAACUCUUUUUUUACUUUGUGGACAGGUCAAUUAGGUACACCCGGUUCAGUACUCCAGAAUACAUAGAAGCUGUACAUUUUUGCCGGCACAGUUAUUUGAGGUCUGGUUACUUGUACUAUUUUUUAUAUUCAGAAAAUAAUAGAGAGAAGAUGUGUUAACCAUUCAUAGGCAGACAUUUAUGGCACCUGUGCUGCAAUCCAAGCACAUAUGCUAAGGAGGAAGGCCAACUGAACACAGUGGCACAUAAUUCCAAGUAAACAUGGAUUGGAUUCACUGGUAUUGAUGUAAGGAAUUGUGCAUUUAGAUACUGCUAUUUCAGAACUUUCUUGCUGAAGCAUGUAACUAGAUUCACAACUGUGGAUUCUUUAUAUUGUUGACCAUGAUGCCAUGAAUCCCUUGUUUAUUUACCAUAAAGCAACGUAUCUUCUUCUGUCAAAUACUGUCAGAUACUGGCCUGUAUGUAUACAUAUGUUGCAGAAUACUAAAAUACUUGUCAAACGUUAAAAAAUAGAUACAUAGAAUAAACAUAAAAUGAAACAAAAAGUUUUCAAGCAUGUUCACCCAACAACAAUAAUAAAAAGGACAAAUCCUAUCUCACCUUUGGCCCUCCAGAUGUCAGUGGGCUACAGUUCCUAUUGUCCUUCACUGUUGGCUGUGUUGGCUGGGGUUCAUGGAAGGUGGAGUCGGGCAGCAUCUGGAGGGCUGCUGGCUCCCCACCCAAAUUAUUCCAGGAAAACACGGUCUUGUUCCCAGCUUGCAUUCACCAGUGAGCUUUCUUCCAUUAUUUUUGUAUGUGAGGUGUUUCUGCUUUGGUCACUCAUAUGCGCUCGCUGCCAUUAGUGACUAUUCGAUGUGAUGAAAUAAUUCUGCACCUCACUGCAAGAAUUCUUUGUAAUCCCUUGCUGUGCCAUUCGUCCAAUCCUCAUACUGUUAAGCCAAGUUGAAGCCCCACUGAAAUGCAGUGGUACCUCAGGUUACAUACGCUUCAGGUUACAGACUCCGCUAACCCAGAAAUAUUACUUCAGAAUAAGAACUUUGCUUCAUGAUGAGAACAGAAAUCGUGCUCCGGCGGCACAAGGCCCCAUUAGCGAAAGUGGUGCUUCAGGUUAAGAACAGUUUCAGGUUAAGAACGGACCUCCGGAACGAAUUAAGUACUUAACCCGAGGUACCACUGUAAAUGGAGUUUGCAUUGGAGUAACAGUCUGAGAAUUACAGUGUUACAUCCGAAAUCCUCAGCUGGGGAGGAGGCAUUGAUUUUUGAUGGGUCAGAAUUGCAGGCUGAGGCUGUGAUUCUAAGCAUACUUGUUAAGAAAUAAGUUCAAUUGAAUGUAGUGGGAAUUACUUUCAAGUAAACAGAGUAAAGCUACAAGUCAGCUUUGUUCAUCAUUGACAUCCUGUACUGCAACAUCCUUAAGGAAGAGACUUGGAGUGCCUCAUGUUCUCUGUACCUGUGAACAUGCAUUAGAAAAUGAAACCUAUGAGGAAAAUGGAGAUAUUAGUUUAAUAAGGCCAAAAAUAGCCCUUCGUGGCUUUUAUUAACUAUAUUGUACUGUUGUUACUUCUAUAGACUUAAUUUCAGUACAUGCAUAUUACUUGCAAGUAAGUCUGUAAAUGACUGGAAUUUUGAACAAUGUUAUCGAAAUUGCCAAGGAAAUGCAGAUAACCUUGAGGAUUUAACUUGCGUGUGCUGAAAUUAAAAUGACUUCAUAAUUAAAUGAAAGUGUUCCAUGAUAGUUAAAGGCAAUGGACCAAGAAGUUUCUUAAUUAUAAAAGUCCUCAUACUUGCUGAAGUAACUCAAAUUUCAAAGCAAUUCAUUAGCCUCUAAAAUGAACAGUACUUCUUUAGGAUGAUGAAAUUGCUUACAAGUUGGCAGGGUACCAAGCUGGGCAAAACUUGGCAGAUAAUAUUCUGGAUUUUAAACGGAAAAUAAACCUGUUCCUAAUUUAUAAAAUCCACAAUUGUAUUGAGUUGGCAAGGACCCUCAAAGACCCUUUUACUGAUUUGACCAUUUACACUCGUAAAUCUGCCUAUAACGCCACAGUUGUGUAACAGCAGUGUUUGUUUUGUUAUGUGUUGCUGUUGGUUUUGGAUUCUCUGCUCCUGUUUGUUCUGCAGUGCUCUUAAGCCUUAGGACUAGAAGGAUACUUUGACAAAAUAUCACUUGGACUACUUUGUUAAUAACUUCUCUUGAGACUAAUUUCCUUGAUGUUAUAUUUUUCUGUAUGUUUCCCUUUGAAAAAAUGUAGCAAAAAUAGCAAAGUUAUGUGGGAGCACAGCAGUGGAUUGGAAAUAUGUAUUUUCAUCAUAGCAUUUUCUGUCAGCUGUAAGAUUCUGACAGCUGGUGAUUUUCUUUUUAACAUUUAAUUCUCGGUUCAGUUUAAUUUCCACAUUGGCCAUAUAUGGUGUGUUUGUAUGUAUACAUGUACAAAUACAUAUACAGUCAUCAGGGUAGCCAAAGUAGAAUAAUAUGUCUGAUCAAAUAGUUCAGUAGGAAAAUAUGCAUAUAUUAAAUGCCCCCCAAUAUCAAUCACUUUCUUUUCUACCUUUUGCAUCUUGAUUGCAUCUUGAUUUAGUCUUUCAGUUACACAGAUCUUGCUGCCAGCAUAAUUUUCAAGCUAAAGAUUGCAUUUGUGACCCCACCCCCAAAUUAAAAUCAAUCACAAGCUUAAGUAAUAAGGAGAAUGGGGAAAUGCAAGAUUGUCCUAGUACUAUUGAAAACCUUUCCUUAGCUAUCAGAAUAUUGUCAUCUAUAUCUUUGUUUCCAAAGGCUUCUCCAGUCACAGGUGACAUUUUAUUUAUUUAUUUUUUGUUUCAUUGAUGCUACAUUUAAUGGUUCUUAUUAUUUUAAUCAUUUUCCGCCCUUUGAGUAUGUUAAUGUUGGGGAAAAUACUAAUCAAUGUGUUUGAACUAAGAAGAGUACUUUUAAAUUUGCUUGGAGAUACUCAUUGCCUAUUUCUGUAGCCUCUCAAACUGCAUUAGAAAAUUCAGUUUAAUUCAUUAUAAUCUUACCAUAUCAGCUGAACAAGGCAUACUGUAUUUAUAUAUAGGAGUGUGGAUAUUCAUCUAAUUAGAUUAAAAUGUGUUUCUCAUAUUGGAAAAAAUGCUUCUUUUCAAUGAAAACACCAAUAACGUAUUAAAACUAAAAUCUCUGCCUAUUCUUUUCUGCAUAAUAUACUCACUGAGAAGGACAUUCUAGUUUCUACCACUUUGUUUUCCCUAAUAAGUGUUUCUUACCAAAAUUCCACUGAAAAAGCACAGAGGUUGGACUAAUCAAACUACAUAUUCUGGAGUAGUUCCAAGAACUUCAGUGGGAUUUUAGUGAUUAAAUGGUUUCUGGAUCACAGCCAGAAUGUGUGGGAGGCUAGAAAGGUGACUCCUGCAGUUACAGGCUAGGGUCAUGUGUAGCAUGAGAUGGUUCACAUCUGUGGAAAUGAAUGGAACGCUAGUUAAGGAGUUCAUAACAAUAGGAACUUUGAAUCCUCUUGCCCUAGGGAAUGAAAAUAAGCCCUUGAGGGUGAGUGACCCAGGAGCCACGUGGGAGAUCCUACUUCUAUCCAAAGGAAUAAAGUUAUGAAGAGAAAAGGAUUCAUAAAGUUAUAGGUUCAGACAGCUGUAAGUAUUUUGAGGUUGAUUUCAUUAGAAGACUCAGUGAAAUUUUGUAGAAUGGUUACUAAAAUCAUUAAUAGGCUAGAGUUCCUUUCCUACAAACUUCUGAAUCAUUUUGUUCAAAUGACAAAGUUUUUAAAUAAGAUCUUGAACAAUAUAGAGACAUUUUUUUAUCAUCAUCAUCAUUGUACCCCACCCAUCUGACUGGGUUGCCCCAGGCACUCUGAGUGGCUUCCAGCAUAUACAAAAACAUAAUGAAACAUUAAACAUUAAAAAGCUUCCCUAUACAGGGCUGCCUUCAGAUGUCUUCUUUUUUUUUUUUAAAUAAUAUUUAUUAAAGUUUCAAAAGAAGAAAAAUCACAUUAAUAAAAGAAUUAACAAUAAAAAAGAAAAAUACAAGGUAGAAAAAAGAAAAAAACAGUUAAAAACAAUUCCAUCUUUUCAUCACUUCUUUUACAUUUACUUAUUUCCUGGACCUCCUCAUACCUCCCUCUUUUGUGUUCCAAUUCAAUUUGUUAAUCCAACAAUUCCUUUCCCUCCUUUUUAAUCCUAAUCUUUAAUCUUGAUAUAUUAUAAUUUUAAAUUUUUACAUAUUAAGAACCAAUUUUUCCAUAUUCUUUUGUACCUAUACAGCUGGAAACCACUUAGCUUCAAUCCAACAUCAUUCUAACAUUCAUUAAUUUUGCAAUAUUUCUGUAAAUAGUCUUUAAAUUUCUUCCAAUCUUCUUCCACCGACUCCUCUCCCUGGUCACGGAUUCUGCCAGUCAUUUCCGCCAAUUCCAUAUAGUCCAUCAGUUUCAUCUGCCAUUCCUCCAGUGUGGGUAAGUCUUGUGUCUUCCAAUGCUUUGCUAUAAGUAUUCUUGCUGCUGUUGUAGCAUACAUAAAGAAAGUUCUGUCCUUUUUUGACACCGAUUGGCCGACUAUGCCCAGGAGAAAGGCCUCUGGUUUCUUCAAGAAGGUAUAUUUAAAUACCUUUUUUUAGUUCAUUAUAUAUCAUCUCCCAGAAAGCCUUAAUCUUUGGGCACGUCCACCAAAGGUGAAAAAAUGUACCUUCAGUUUCUUUACAUUUCCAACAUUUAUUGUCAGGCACAUGAUAGAUUUUUGCAAGCUUGACUGGGGUUAUGUACCACCUGUAUAUCAUUUUCAUAAUAUUUUCUCUUAAGGCAUUACAUGCCGUAAAUUUCAUACCUGUGGUCCACACCUGUUCCCAGUCAGCCAUCAUUAUGUUAUGUCCAACAUCUUGUGCCCAUUUAAUCAUAGCAGAUUUCACCGUUUCAUCCUGAGUAUUCCAUUUCAACAGCAAGUUAUACAUCUUUGACAAAGUUUUAGUUUUGGGUUCUAACAAUUCUGUUUCUAAUUUUGAUUUUUCCACCUGGAAGCCGAUUUUCUUGUCCAAAUUGUAUGCCUCCAUUAUCUGAUAAUAAUGAAGCCAGUCUCGCACUUUGUUUUUUAGUUUUUCAAAACUGCAGUUUCAAUCUAUCUCCAUCUUGUUCCAAAAUUUCCCAAUAUUUCGGCCAUUUGACCUCCAUAUUGAGCUUUUUCAAGGCUUUCGCUUCCAUCGGUGACAGCCACCUUGGGGUUUUAUUUUCCAAUAAAUCCUUAUAACUUAUCCAAACAUUAAACAAUGCUUUCCUGACAAUAUGGUUUUUAAAUGCUUUAUGUGCUUUGACCUUAUCGUACCACAGAUAUGCAUGCCAUCCAAAUACAUUGUUAAAACCUUCCAAAUCCAAAAUGUCAGUGUUUUCAAGAAGCAGCCAUUCUUUCAACCAGCAAAAAGCUGCUGAUUCAUAAUAAAGUUUGAGGUCUGGCAGGGCAAAUCCACCUCUUUCCUUUGCAUCUGUUAGUAUUUUAAAUUUUAUUCUGGGCUUCUUGCCCUGCCAGACAAAUCUAGAAAUAUCUCUCUGCCACCUCUUGAAACAGUCCAUUUUGUCCACAAUUUGCAAUGUUUGAAACAAAAACAACAUUCUAGGCAAUACAUUCAUUUUAACCGCAGCAAUACGGCCCAGCAGUGAAAGCUUCAAAUUUGACCAAAUUCCUAGAUCUUUUUUCACUUCAGCCCAACAUUUUUCAUAAUUAUCUCAGAUGUCUUCUAAAGGCUGUACAGUCUAGGUACUUACCUCCUUGACAUCUGAUGGGAGGGCAUUCUACAGGCCCCACAGGAAUUUAGGGCUGAAUCAAGUUGGUGGAUGAAGUAGAAGAUUUUGAAUUUGGGAGGGUUAAUUUGUUUUUUAAAUUUUGUGUUCUUUUGUUGUUGUAAGCCACUUUGAGACCUACAUGGUGAAAAGCAAGGUAGAUUUUUUAAAAAAAAUAAUGCAUGGACAUAGGAAGCUGCUUAUAAUGAAUCAACCCCCUGCUCCAUUUCUUCAGAGUUUAACACCUGAGCCUACCCUGGGAAAUAAUUAUUUCACAUAACGUUCUGGUCCACAUGGCACAUUAAACUAUAGUUAAUGUUUAACUACGGCCUAACGUGAAGGAGCAGAAUGCUGAUGCACACUGUACCAAAGUUCCCACUUUGCUCCUCCUCUUCCUCACCAUGUUGUCCUGGGAGCUGCAUCCCACAAGCCUGAUGAUGCCCAAACCCAGGCUCCUGGUGCUUUCCAUGAUCUUAGGCAGCUUUUUAAAUGUAUUAGACAAGUUUAGGAGAAAUCAGGUGACAGCUGUUAGCCACAAUAGCUAAAUGAAGCCUCCAUAUGUUGGAAACACGCCUGGGAAGACCUCCAGCUUCCCAAGACUCCAGGGCAUCUCUCCGGUGGUCACACUCUGGCUAUAAAUCUCCCUCAGUCCAGAGAGACCGGUGAUAAGUGACCCCUCCCUCCUGAGAGGAGCACACUCAUCUUCUGGCAUCUCAUAGCAGAAGAAAGAGUCAAUCAGUAGCUCUAGUGUGGUGAGAGAGCCAAUGUGGUAUAGUGGUUAAGAGCGGUAGACUCGUAAUCUGGUGAACCGGGUUCGUGUCUCCGCUCCUCCACAUGCAGCUACUGGGUGACUUUGGGCUAGUCACACUUCUUUGAAGUCUCUCAGCCCCACUCACCUCAGAGUGUUUGUUGUGGGGGAGGAAGGGAAAGGAGAAUGUUAGCCGCUUUGAGACUCCUUCGGGUACUGAUAAAGCGGGAUAUCAAAUCCAAACUCCUCCUCCUCCUCCUCUUCUUGUCCUUUAAACUACUUUAUUUUACAGUCUAUAUACAGAGAAUCCUUUAGCACGUCUGUGCUCUUUGAGCACCAGAACAGAACAGAAAAAACACUUUCAGAAGUGAAACUAACUUCCAACAGUACAGUGGAACCUCGGGUUACAUAUGCUUCAGGUUACAUACGCUUCAGGUUACAGACUCCGCUAACCCAGAAAUAGCACCUCGGGUUAAGACCUUUGCUUCAGGAUGAGAACAGAAAUCGUGCUCCGGCGGCACAGCGGCAGCAGGAGGACCCAUUAGCUAAAGUGGUGCUUCAGGUUAAGAACAGUUUCAGGUUAAGAACGGACCUCCAGAAUGAAUUACGUUCUUAACCCGAGGUACCACUGUACUCCAACAGUACUCAGACUUCCUGUCUCACACUCUCUCAGAUACUCACAUGAUAUACACAAACAUAGUGCCACUGCUGGAGCUGCACGGAUGGAUAAAAAUCCUAACACCAUAUUCCAAGGUGCCAUACACUGAUAACAUACAGGACAAAACCAUCACCUGCAGGCCUGGCUUGUGAUCUCUCUACAGAUCACCGGCAAUUGUAAGAAACAAAUGCUUGAUUUCAACCAGGUCUGGGGAACCUGUGGCCCUCCUGCUGCUGCUGGACUGGGGGUAGAUGGGAAUUGUAGUCCAGCAACGUAUAGCAAGGUCCCAGCCCUGGUCUAUAUUCACCUUUUGUUGUUGUUGAUAGGUUUGCUAUUAUAAUGGUAGGGAAAGUAUUCAAAAUAUAAAAAUAUCUGAUUACCACAAUCUUAAAUAGUAGCUUAUGUAGAGCUUGAAAAUGUUUGAUUAUUCUGAAAUCAAACCACCGUACUUUCAAUUUUUAUAAAAUAAUGGUUGAUGAACAGAUGGGUUCUUCUGCUCUGGUUUCCUUGUUUGUUUCCUUGUUUAUUUAAACAAUCCAGAUACCAUACCUUUUAAAUUAUUUUGUUUUCAAGUGAUGUAAUGCACUACUUCAAACACUUUUUAAUUUUUUUUUGUCUCCUCUGCCAUGUUACCAAGAAUGUCAAAAGUGUACAUAUUUGACAGCAGCUUUUAAUGAACAAGCCAAAACUGCACUUCUCUGAUACACACAUACACUAAUUUCAGUGUUGGAUGCAGAAAUAGCUAGCUACUUUUUUGCAAAUUAUUUUAUCUGUUAUAAAUAUGUGUUUGUGGCAGGUGGGUUGUUGUUUUGUUGCUUUUGUUUUAACUAUGUAUUUGUGCUUUUACCUUGUAUUUUUAUCUUGUGAACCACCCUGAGAUCUUACGAUGAAGGGCAGUAUUUAAUUCUAAUAAAUAAAUAAAUUAAAAAUAAUUUAUAAAAAGUUACAAAAUGAAACGCUAAAUCACUUCCAUUCCCCUCUCUGAAUUCAGAAACAAACAUACAUUCUGAACAAAACUACUGACUGCCAAAGGGAGAGGCGGCAACCCUCCUUCUGAAUGUAGGGUAAUGAUGAAUUGGCAAGCAGCCAGCCAGCACUUCCACUGUGACUCUGUGAGCCGUCCUCUGGCAAGAUGAAUAUUCCUUGAGGAAAGGUCUUGAACAUUAUUUUUAUUUAGAAUGGGGGAGAGAGGAAGGAGUCUCGAUUCUGGACCCAACAGAAAAUCAGACAGUGAUAAAAGCAGUAACUCUUACUAUUCUGACGACGAGUCAUCUCACAGCUCUGACCAUUCACCAACGAUAAGCACUCAGUCUACAAACGCUGGAGAAAAAAGCAGCAAAUCACAGACUUUGAAAAGCCUCGCACAUUACCAAGGUAAGUGGUAGGUAAAAUACAAUUUCUAAGCUAAACUGCAAUCCUAAACAUAUGCGAAAGUAAAAUAAGUUUUGCUGCACCUUUCCUUCUUGUGUAAGCAUAGAAAUUAUAUAUAUGACUGUAGGUCAAACAGUGCUCUAUUAUUUAUAGUCUAUUUUUUAUAUUAUAGUUUUAUAAAAAGUUGUUUUUAUUUUUAAUAAGAAUGAAAAAGAAAAGAGUUUUCUGUCAGUGGGGGGGAUUCUGUAGUUCCACAACUUCUAAAUGAGCAAUUGAAACCUAAUUCUUCCCUUAUUUUGCUGAGGCAUUUGCUCAAAAGACUGACCCACUUGCUUCGCAGAGCUGUUCUGGCACCGUUCUCCUUCCUUUCCACUACACAGUUUUUGGUCUGACUUGCUCAGUUGUUGUGCUCUCUUGAGCAGCCAGCCUCUGACUGUGGCUGUGUAGAAUCCAUUUGGUGCUUCUCUGCUGUUGGAAGGUAUCUGACGGGAGAACCGAGAGGGAGGCAAUUUUUGGCGAUUCCCUUCUCCCCUGCAAUCCAACCCCGCUCGCCCAAUAUCUUCUCUAGAAAGUUGGAGGACUUUGGAGCAGAUUUGGGGAGCUAAGUGCCGGGGGGGGGGGCUGGACGAAUCUCUGAAAACUGCCUCCUUCACCCUCCAUCAGUAGAGGCACAACAGUAGGAUAUUACCAUAUUACCCACUCUUGAGGUGAUUUGCUGGGAUCAAAACACCUUUAAAAUAGAUCUCCAGAAGUAAUAUUCAAAGUUUGCUAAACCAGUUUUGCUAUACAGCUAUCCUUUUCUCUGGAAAUAGAGCUGAAAUUAUGUGUUUAAUGUCUUAGAAGUGGUACAGAACUUUUGUUGCCUGUUACUAAGGGACAUGCCUAUAACAUGCCUGCAAGGAGAGCUCUUGUGUGUCUUAGAAGUAUGGCAGUGGGUUGUUGAUUUUCAUUGUAACACCAACAUCAUCUUUUGUUGCAGGCACUAAGCAAAUUGCCUCUAAAUAUGCGCCCAGCAAAAGAGGGAUCCGCUGGGGGUUUCGCUCCCAGAGCCUCAACAGGGAGUCUCCUGCCAAAGAUAUUAGCCUAGUUACAAAAAGAGUUCUUUCUGCCAGGUUGCUGAAAAUCAACGAGCUCCGUAAUGAGCUGACGGAACUGCAUGUCAAGCUCGAUGAGCUUCAGAAAGAGAACAGGGCGCUCAAGCGUCUUCAGUACAGGCACGAGAAAGCCCUGCAUAAGUUUGAGGACACCGAAAACGAAAUCUCUCAGCUCCUGGCACGGCACAGUGACGAGAUGAGGAUACUGAGGGAGCGCUUGAGACGAUCUCAAGAAAGAGAACAAACGACGGAGCGGAAACUCCGGGCUUCGGAGGAGGAGCUGUACAAGGCCAAAAGCAACUUGCAAAAAUUGAGAAGGCUUGCUGAAGACAGGCACCUCCCGGAACGCGAUGAGCUGGCUAAGAAGCUGGCUUUAGCAGAAAACAGGCUGGAUGACACUGAGAAGAGAAUUAAGGUAGGGGACAGGAGACGACGACACUCAAACGACUUCUUAUCAUUCUUAAUAAAUUUCUCAUUGUAUAGGAUUGCUUAUAUAGAAAUAGCCAAGCCGUUGUUGGCAAAAGUAUAGCAGGGAGUGGGGAAAAGAAAUGCAAUGUAGAAAUACUGUAUAUACCCGAGUAUAAGCCGAGGCACCUAAUUUUACCACAAAAAAAUUGGGAAAACUUGUUGACUCGAGUAUAAGCUGGUUCACCACACCACAAACCUCUCCCUGCCCAGCCCCUCCUGUCCCCCUGCCUUCCUAGGGUGCUGCUGAGAGGCAGAGGCUGGUGGCGGCAGCGGCGGAGGAAGAACAAGCAGCCCGAAAGGGCUCCUUUUGGGCUGCUUGUUCCUCCUCCUCCACCUUUGCCACUGUCGGAAAUGCGCUUAGGUGGAACCCUCACUCGAGUAUAAGCCAAGGGGGGCUUUUUCAACAUAAAAAUGUGCUGAAAAAGUCGGCUUAUAUACAUGAGUAUAUAUGGUAAAUAUAGUAAAUGCUAAUUUCACCAAUAAUUAUGCUCCACCAAUCAUUAAUGCUGUUGUUAUUCACAACAUCUUGAAAUCUCAACGACUGCAUUCCUAUAUGUACUUACCUGGGAAUAAUAUUCCGGUGUAUUCAGUGGGAUUUACUUCUAAAUAUAAAUCAAUAAAGUAAGUAAGUAGGUAUGUAUAGGACUGCAUAAUAGAUAAAGGGAACCUCUUUAUCCAUCUUUCCAUUUUAUUUACUGGGUUGGAUCGUAAGAUCCUGUGAGCAGAGCUCCCCUCAUGCUGUGACUCACCCAUUGCUUGCUACUAGAAGACAGAGAGGCAUUUUUUUUUUGCCAGUUGUCCAUCUCCCCCAUCCUUGUGUCCUCUUGCCCCCCCCCCCAAAAAAAACUUUCUCUGGGUUUGGAGUCCUCUGGAACACCAUGAAGGAUGGGCAGCUGGCUAAAAUUGCCUCCCCACCUUCCCUCUGUAGAUCCCUCUACUGAAUCAAAGGUCCCUUCCAUUCAUGAAAGUGCCCCUUCGAUGAACAGAAUGGCACCUUUGGAUCUGACCUUAGUUGUUGAAUUAAAGAUUUAAACAAAGUAUAAUUUUACAAAAGCUUAAUUAAUGGGAUGAACAAAGUCUUUGAAGAUAUGUUGGUUUCCUGCUGCUGCUUUUUAUGAAGCUGUUUAUGAUGAUGAUUAAAUUACUGUUGAUAGUUUGUUUCAUUUCAUUGUCAGGAUUUUUUCCCUUUUGUUCUAUAUUUUUAUGCAUAAGCUGCCUUGAGUUUGAUUUUUCUCAUAGGAAAGCAGGAUGAAAAUGUCGAGAUAAAUAAAAUAUAAGUAAAAUGAAAUAACAUACCAAUUUGUAAAAUAAGUAGGCAAGAUUCCUUGCACCACCAUGAAGAUUGGUGUUGAGGAAGGUCCUGUGCCCAAGGGUUGACAACCAAGAACCUGUCACAGUGGCACCCCUCUCUCGUUAAAUAAUUAUUUCAUGUUGUCCAAGUUUGGAAAAUUAACAGACAUUUGGAGAAAUUGAUAUUUCUGAUAUAUUCAAUCGUAGGACUUGGAGAAGAACCUUGACCUCAGUAAUAGUAGUUUCCAAAGACAGUUGCAUUCUGAGAAAAAGAAAUUAUGUGAUGCCCAAGAAGAAAAUAAAGUUCUCCAAGAGGAAGUCCAACGGCUAGGUCAAAAAUUAAAGGUAAAAACUGCAACUUUUCUUGAAUAGAACAGCCUUAGCACAUGAUUUUCCAGGACCAAGAUAGACCCACUGGUGGCCCAGGAGUUGCAUCGGGACUGCACCAUGGUAGUAUUUUGAGCUUUAACCAAAUGGAUGGCAUGGUUAUGCAUUUGAAUAAUGUGAUAUAUAUUCCAAAACACCCCACAGCACAGAAUAUGCCUGUACAGGCGAAGUUAGUUUUUUCAAGGACUCCACAGUAAUGGCAGUCUAAAUGAGCUGCAGUUGGUUGUAGUGAAUCUGCCUGGGCACUCCAGUGGGUGUCGGACACAGACUGGGGACUACAGCUAAAGAGAUUAUAAAGUUGCUGUACUGUGCUAAAAAGAAAAAGUCACUGCUUCGGAGCAUUGCUCAGCAGCAUGCAUUCUACCCAAGCACAUGGAGAAAAGCUAUUCCACAGAAGUGUUUGUGUGUCAUUAUGCACCCUGCUCAUGUGACUUCCAUUGUCAUAACUGUGACUGCAGCAUUCAUGAACAGGAUUUGAGUGUUUCUCAAGUGUUGAGUGAAUAAGUUUGCAGUGGCAACUCCUGUUAGGGGGCUGCAGUGAGUGAAUUCCUAAAAGCAUUCUUGUCUUUCAUAGUUGUAUGUUUCUUCAUUGAAGCAAACAUAUUGCAAGAUGAAUGUUGUCGUUUCAACAUGGCUUGGAUCAGGAGUUGCAUCAACAAUAAUACUUUGGCUAGUGCUACAUAAAUAAAAUUAUGUAAAAUAAAAUAAGAAUAAUAUUAUUAUUAUUACUGAAUGCUCUCCCAUCAGAUGUCAAGGAGACAAGUAGCUAUACUACCUUUAGAAGACAUCUGAAGGCAGCCCUGUAUGGGGACGUUUUAAUGUUUAAUGUUUUGUUACGCUUUUAUAUAUGUUGGAAGCCACCCAGAGUGGCUAGGGCAACCCAAACAGUUGGGUAGGGUACAAAUUGUUGUUGCUGUAUUGUCCUUUAUAGGCAAAUUUGCUCAUUUUACACCUCCAGUUGUGUCUUCAUUGUAUGUCAGGAGGUAAAGCCCAUUGUAAAGCAAGACUUGCAAAAUAAUUGUUAUAGACGCUGAAAAGCAAAUCUUUUUAGUACAUAACUUUUUUGAAGAUCGUAUCUAGAAAUUCUGUAAAACAAGGAAAGUGAAAAAGUGUUUCUGAUUAGCCUUUUGACAAUUCACAUUUUUUUAUUAGGAAAAAGAAAGAGAACUGGAUGCAAAAAAUAUAUAUGCUAAUCGGAUGUUAAAAGUUUCACCCAAAAAAGAUGUUGAUUCUGCACCAAGGAAAAAAGGUAAACGCUUUCUGGAAAGUUUUAUAAGCAAAUCUAUUGGACAAGCUGAGUUUCAGGGGUCAUAUAAGUCAAUAAUGAUCAACGCCUCCAGUAUUUCUGGAAUUUUGACCCCACAAUUUAUCCUUUCAAUGUUUAGGUUUUUUUUUUAAUCAAAAUGAUAUUUAUCCUGAAGUGGCACAAUUAAAAAUUCAAUGAAUGUCAUUGUAUGGCAAGAAUAUACUUAAAAGAAGAAUGAAGUCUAGUGUGGUAAUGAAUGAGAUGGGCUGACACAUCAAGAGGUUUGAGUUUUGAAUACAUUGGUUUUGAUAGGGAAUGAAAACUAGCCUCCAAAGAUAUGUAACUUUUCCCCUUUAUAGCUCCAAAUUCCAUUAUACAUUUUCUAAUAUGUGGGCUUUGAGUUGUAUCCAGUGGUGUUGCUCAGCUAAGGCUUCCAUCAGUGAAACAGCGAGAGCACCAACUUUUGGUGAUUCCUCCUUCUCCCUGCAAAACCCUUCAUCUGCCCUGGAGGGUCCCCCAACACUCUACAGCAGAUUUUUGGGAGAGGGGGGUGUACUUGAAAAUUGCUCCCCUUAUUCCACAGACAGACGGCUGACUAUCAGGUUAGUACAGUUGUAACUUGGAUCUCAAACGCCCUGGAACUUGGAUGUUUUGGCUCCUAAACGCUGCAAACCUGGAAGUGAGUGUUCCAGUUUGUGAACGUUCUUUGGACCCAGAUGUCUGACAGGGCUUCCGUGGCUUCCGAUUGGCUGCAGGAGCUUCCUGCAGCCAAUCAGAAGCUGCGCUUUGGUUUCCAAACGUUUUGGAAGUCGAACGGACUUCCGGAAUGGAUUCCGUUCUACUUCCAAGGUAUGACUGUAUAUGUUUAAGACCUUCAGAUGACUGAGGAAACACAGGCCUUCAUGUUAGACUGUUUAAAAUUAAUCUAUUUUAAAAGUGAUGUGAAUUGAGCAUUCAUCUAUUUACAGCUUCUAAUAAGAAUACUAAACGAGAAGUACAGAUAACUAAAGGAGUCCAGACUACUGGAUGCUCUUCUCCAGUAGAAUUUCCUCAACCACCAGACUUUAUUUCUGAUGGAAUACCAGAGGAAAAGGAAGAUGAUGCACAUCUCAGAAUGGUGAGUUUAGCCCGCAUUCUGCAAAUCACUGUUCCCAGUGCAAUAAGGAUAAGUUCCUAAAGGGUGGUUGAAAAUGAACCUUGUUAUCCUUUGUACCUGGGGUGAAGGUAACGCAGACUGAAAGUAUGAGUUUGUUAAUGAGAGGACUCCCAAACAGUGUAAAGGACAAAUUCAGGAUUGGUCCAGUCUCCAGGGGUCACCUGCUAGUGGUGGACAUGGCCAAAAGGAGCUGUGCCCUCUCAUAGACAUGCCCCACGCAUACAGCUCAGAGCAUACAUUUUCCUUCACACACACGUAGGCACAGAGGCCUCUCUCUCAUGCACAUACCACACUCAUCUCCAUCCCAUCACUGGGCUCAGAGAAGAUGUUUAAACCUCUGCUCUCUGCCCAGCACUGAGCUGAAGAAGGAAGAUUGGAGCUGGCUGACCACUUUAAAAGCCUUGUGCAGUGAGGGAGCUCAUCCAGCCUGUGGGUUGUGCAUUCAGCACCCUUACACUGAUGGGGGAGAAUAAUAAUAAUUGAAUGUUUGGAUUAGAUAUAAUCCUCUCCCUUGUUGCUGAAGAAAUGCCCUGGAGUUCACAGGUUUUUGCCCCCCCCCCCCAACCCCCCACCCCCAAAAAACCAUUUUCAUGUGUGAUCCAGAUACUGAAAAUGUUAUCACUGCCUUCAGGAUGUUGUACUGUGGGAUGGAGGAGAACAUGGGUGGAGAAGCAAAAGGGGAUGGACAGAGUACACUGCAUAUUAGAAAACAGAAAAGGAAAGAGAGACUGUCCCAUCUCUUUUUUUCCAUAGGCUCUUAAGUGUACCAUGUCAGUGUUUGAAUUCUCCUUUCAAAACUGACUCCAGGAGCAAUGAGCUGGAGCUGUUUUAUGUUUUUAAAAAACCACUGCUGUAUAUUUUGAUGCUACAGUGGUAUAUAAAUAUAUAAAUUAGUGUUGUGAGCACGUCCAGUGGUAAGUGAGUGGAGGAUUUGCCCUGAAGAAACAGUAGGUUUGGGGAAAAGUUGAACAGUCUGUUUCUUCACUGUUUCCCCUGUGAGGUCUUUUAUUUGUUUUGAGGAUCAGGCUCUGUGCAGCUAUGAUAUGAUGCCAAAGUUUCCAUUAGUGGAAAUUAAUAUAAUGCCAUUGAAUCGACUGGCUAUAGCAUAUCCUUUUCCAAAUAUCUUUUAAAAAAAAUAAUCCUUCAGGCAGCAUUCACCUAACCAGACCUGUCAACGGAAGCCCUGCACAAGGACUUCUGCUUGCUCAAUGGGGCUUCUCCCCUCUCCUCCCUUGCUCCCGUGCCCUAAAAAUUGGUUUUGCAAGGGCACACAAGGGAGGGGGUACUGUUUGAUCAGGCACGCCUACACAGAUGGAACAGCAGGAAGAAUGUGAUGUUAUAUUCCCCCCCUUCAAUUCUAUAUUUAAAACUUCCUACAGGAACGGUCAAUUAAAGACUGGAAAGAACAAACAGAACGCUUCAAGGAAGAGCAGAGCAGAGAAAGAGAGGAAAGACUGAAAAGUGAUCAAGAACUGCAGGCAUUGGAAGAGAGAGCCAAGAAACUAAGAGAUGGUAAGAAAAUGCACUUAAAUUUGCAACCGGAGGCUGCCAUCCUAUCCACUUUUCACUUGGACAUAAGGCUCUGUGAACUGAAUAAGACUUACUGCUUACUCUGAGUAAACAUGUACAUGAUUGCGCUUUCUUUUAGUAGGCAGGAUAUUAAUUCAUAUGUGAAACACUUCUUGCUAGUAAGCAUAGGAAAUUUUAUUUUUCUUGAAGAAAAUAAAACGUGUGAUUCUUAGUAUUUAUUGGCUGUGCUGCUUGUGAAAAAAUUAUGGGCUGUGUUCAAAAUAGUCCUCUUUGCGGGCGGAACAACAUACGCCAUCCAGUGGGGCUUGUUUUUCCUCCCCCGCCCCCUGCAUACCUUCCAAAUCUGUUCUGAUCUAUUCUUUGAGGUAGAUUUGUGGACAACACAGAGUACAUACAAGGAGGAGGGAGCCCUAUUUUACCAGCAGAAGUCAUUCUGCUCACACAUUUUUUUUAGCCCUGUUCCUUCUCAGAUUAUGCUGAGUUCUCAUGUUCUGCAUUUAUUUAAAGGAGUGCAAAAAGGUAAAUAAACAUGCCAUUAACAUUUUGUUUUUUCAUUUCAUACAAGAGUUGUCCUUUGGAAUUAUAUUUCCCUUUAGAAAGGGUAGUGUUAAGCUUCAAUACAGGAAACUUGUGUUUUUUGUGCAUUGUGGAGGGAUAUUUUUAUCAACAGUGACAGGUGAGUUGUUUCAGUACCAACACAGUCUAGGUCACUGCAUUUGUGGAACAAUUUUGCUCCAGCUUUCAGUUUAUGCGUGUACAAUGCCACUGAAGUUAAACCUGAGAAAUGUGUGCAGAACCAAGUGCAAUUAUUGGUUGUGGGAGGCUAUCAGGCAUGGUGAAGCCCACGUAUGUUCCCCAUACCUGCUGUGUCAUGGCACAUGGGCUCAAGCAUGUUUAACUAAACAUGGGGUUCCAACCUCACUGCACAAUUCUCAAAAAUCGACCAAAACUCCAGUAAAAAAGUAGAGCUGGGGGGGGGGGGUGAGCUUUAUAUGAUGUUAAGUUUUCAAGUGGAAAUAGUAUUUCACCUGGUUCACAGACUACAGAGUAAAUGGAGUUCUUUUGCAUUUGGACUCUGAACUCUCAUCAGCCCCAACCAGCAUUGACAAAGGUCAGAGAUGUUGGGAGUUGGAGUCCAACAAUUUAUGCAGGGCCACAGGCUCCUCAUCCCGGAGUUGUAGGGAUAGUUGUAGAUCAUUUGCAAAAGCUUGAUGGUGACAACAUUGUCAGGACUGGUCGUUGUCCUCUUCAGAUCACCACACAAACGCUUCUUGUUCUUUUAUAACUUUUUAUUGUGUAUUAACAAAAUAAUCUUAUAAACAGUUCUUAACUAUUAUUCCUCAGAGUCACUUAUUUCAGAUACCUUCUGAGCUCUGCUUCUCCAUGACCAGCCACCCUCAAAAUGGCGAAGGCGCCUUUCCCUUCGUUUUCCCGCUCUUUUUUCUAACCUCCUGGCUAGAGCUGGCCUGUAUCUCCCCUCCUCCGAAUCUGAGCUAAAACUUAACCCUUGCCUUUCCUGUGAACAGCCGGUCCCUCCCUGAUGUUCCUCUUGCUCCCUUCUAUUAGAUUCACUGCUCUCCCUCCCCCCUUGGGGAAUGCUUUCUCCCUCUGAUAAACUGGAAACUUCUAACUCUUCCCUGACAAACAUCAGUCAACACUGAGCUUUAUAUAAUUGUUUGAACUCAAAGGGGAAUGGAAUUCUGUAAAAUAAGCAAGUACGCCUUGGGUUAUUUAGAAACCAAGAAUGUGUUUCAUUGUAAGUCAUUCACAAAGGUGACUUACAUAAUAAUACAUCAUUCUAAGUCAAUGUUGUUGAUGCUUUAACCCACAGAAUGGGAGAAGGAAGAAUCUGAGAGAAAAAAGAGGGAAAAUAGUCUUCUGCCGGAAAAAGAAGAAAAAGCAAAAAUGGAGACAGACAUAUAUAGUUUGGGAAAUGGGAUGCAAAAUAAUGAAAGCGAAGAAGAGGAAAGACGGAAGGCAAUUCUGCUUUCUAAGAUGUAUGAAAUUGACAAGGAAACGCAGAUCAAUAUAAAAGUUACUUCACAGGAGCACACUUCGGAGACGGCAACUAUACCAUAUUCCUUGGAAAAAAGUAAGAGGCCGUACCAGAGCUCAGAAGCAACUGAGAAAUUAUUCAAUGGUUUUCUGGAAUAUGGCCAGCACAAUACGGCUACGAAAGGAGAAAUCCAGAAACAGCAAAAUAUAGAGACCACAAGCCCAAGCAGCAAUUUGACAUUUGGUUGCUAUGUACCUUCUUUUGGGAAAGUAUCAGGGAGGCCAAGUUGGGCUAAUCAAAAAAGUGACUUCCUUGACGAACCCACUAAGGAAGACUUGGGUCUCCACACAAAGAGAGAUAAAAAGGCCAACUUAAUGGAGCAGCUGUUUGGAAGCGGUGCCAGCACCAUCACUCCACCUAAGAAAAAUGAUUUGGGUACUUUCCGACAAGACAGCGGCCCAAACAAUGGUUUCCAGGAUAAAGGCUCUACGGUCAAUGUAAAAGACGACGGCGAUCUUUUCUUCAGUGAAGGGAAAAACUUCAAUCCCAAAAGGCACCGACUGCAGCACACAGCAAGCAGACCAGCAGUGAAGGCUUUUGAUUACUUGGAAGACGAGAUUGAGGAAGUACUGUUGCAAUGAUUAUAUUCUGCAAAAGUCCAUAUGUGUAAAGAGUACAUGUAUUUAAUGCGCUAUUUAUAGUUUUUAAAACUUUUCAGAUAUCGUUAUAAAUAUGAAGUGACUGAAAAUAUAUAUGUGGGGGGAAAUGGGAUAUGUAGCCUGAUGUGUCAUCAAGAACGCAGCUUUUUUAUCUAGGGUGCCCUAAGCAAUUGAAAGUGGUGACUGAUAUAGGUAUACCAAUCUGUUAUAUCUGUUGGGUUUCUUAGCACAAUCCUACCCAGUCUAUUCAGUAUUCUCUGCCCGCCCACCUUCAUAAUAAUCUCCCCAUUUUCUCUAGAUAUUUUCCAUCCUUCAGUUUUAAAUGUACACAGCUUGGUGGCACAGUGAGUCAGGGUGCUUCUGCGUGACAUCAUUAGCAAUACAUUUUGCAUGUGGCCACAAAAAGAAAUAGCUGAAAUUCCUUUCUCCCCCCCCCCCCCGCCCGCCAAAGUAAUAAAGUAGUUUCCAUCACUACUCUUCUUUAAAUUGUUUCUCUAGGGCUACAAAUGACUUUAACCAGUUCUGAGGGCAAUUUUAAUCCUCCCCCUGUACCAUCAGGGAAGGGAGUCUCUGCUAUGGUGAGUCUCCCAAGUAGUAUAGUUUCAAUACAGCAGAGGUUAAAUGCAAACAUUUUGUUGAACUAAGAAAUGAGAACAAUUCAAAGGAGACGGCAUAUUAUGACUUUUCAACCCAUCAGCUUGUUCAUCUGGUCUUGCAUAAUAAGCCUAAAUAUUGAGAAAAGCAAUACCGAUGCUAUUUUUCUUAUAAUAGAAGGGAAUCUGAUUUUGUCAUUCAGUCAAAUAGAAUGUAGGACUUGAUGGGACUCUAGAUAAUUUCGUAAUUUCUCACCACCUGUUGGAAUGCGUAUGAGAAAAUGGUUUAAUGGUGAAGUGAAAAAGUGUUGCCACAUUUUAGGUUAACCUAGCACUUGCUUAAUUUGUCAUCAGCCACACUCCGGCAUAUCACACCAAUCCCAUUAACAAGCCUUCUCUGUUGUAAAUGGGCUGCAGAUUGCAGCCAUGAGCACAGUCCACUUAAUGAAGUGGACUUGUCCGACACAACCUUGUGCAGUUGUUCUUAGUGGAUUUAUUAAAUAAUGCCUGAUGUGAUAUCCAGUGGUGGCUGUCGGAGGAUGGAAGAGAAUUAGUCAAUGGAACUGGAAGGAAGGCAAUUAUUUGCAGUCAACUUCUCUUGUACAGUACACAGCUCUCCUUCUAAAUCUGUUCCAGGGCAUCCUCCAACCCCCCUGGAGCAGACUUCAGGACGGCACUGAAAGGGGUACAAGUGACUGCUGAAAAUUGCUUCUGUCCUCUUUCUAACAGAUUCCUUUCCAUCAGCAGGCGGUUAGCCUGCAACGCCAUAAUGGAAAAUACUAUAAUAUUUGAGCAAAUAAAUGGGAUUUGUUUUAAUACUUAGUUUUUGUUCACUUUCAAAACUUUAAUGUUUAUAUGAGACUUAUGAAGAUCUAGUGCUAUGGCUGGUAAAAAUGUACAUUUGGCUGUGUCACUUAGUUUUAAUUUCAGUUCUUUGGUUGUGUAAAAUGCUCCGAUCAUACUACUUAUAUGGAACAUUUUGAAUAGGAAGCAAUCUAAAAACAUCAGCAAAAGAAUUGGUUAGCAGCAGUCCAGAUCUCAACUUAAAUACAUCUGUUGGACUUGCACUAUUGUCCAGCUAAAGCAACGCACCAACUUCACCUUUUGGGGCUGUUUUUAUUUUGGCUAUAGACAAUUGUCCCAAUCUAGAGAACAUAGUUGAGUUGGGUCAGAUCCACAUAAAGUGCAAAAAGCUGUUGAGAGAUGGAAAAUAGCCUGUUCACUUUGGUGUGCAUGUAGAACUCUGCCACCCUGAAGCUUUUGACCUCCUUAGGCCUGUCAGAGGCUUUAUGAGCACUUGCAGUUGAGUCUCCUAGCGAUGAUAAGGAGGAUGCUUCAGCCUCUGAUGGCAACUGUUGAGUAGGAGAGAGGGACAGGGACUAAAACUAGGUGCCUCUGUGGCCCCGCUCCCCUUGCAUGCAUCCAUCUAAACAGAUAACUCAAGCUGUCAGUGACUUUGUUGGGGCAAGAGAUAUUGAGUAAGUGCUCACAGACAGACGAAAGGAAUACUGGUGUUCUAGAAUGAGGUUAAAGGCAAUGCAAAGAAGAAAAACACUAUCAUUUGCUACAGAAUCAAAUUAGGAAACAAUUCCACAGUGAGAAACAGUAACUGUCCAUUUGGUUCAUGGCUAUUACGCUAUGUAGCUACCAGUUGCCAUUUUCGUUUUUGCUGGCUAACCUGGAUUUUUAAAAGAUGCCAUCUUUGCUUGACGCAAGUCGUGGGUCCGUACAGCUCCAAAGUACCCUCCGGUUUUUGCCAAUCUCCUCAGCUACUAGUUUAGUUGCCAGGAUUUUUGAAACCUUGUGGGAAAGACCACAGCGGAUUUUUGGGGCAGCGCAAAUAGCUAUUGUGGAGGUUUGAUUUUAGUAUUCUGCUCUGCAAUAUAGAUGGAGCUUGACCAUUUCAAAGUUUCCAGUCGGAAUCUCAGCAGACGUUGUAAGUCCAUCUUGACAUUUGUUUGUGAUCCGCCUGUGAGAGCUGGUGGGAACUUUUGACAAGUGUUUCGCUGUGGUCUUCCACGUGUCAUCUGUUGGCACCCCCUUGUGCAGCAGCUUCAGGGUCCCAGCAGCUGACGUGUGGCCUGUAGCCUGGAGAGGGAGCUUCUUAGCACUGAAAACCUUUGCAUUUCUAAUGCAACACUAAAGGGCGAUAAUGUUUUUUCUUGUAAUAUAAAACAAAGCAUUUUUAUGAUUCAGAAGAAAAUAGUAUGUAUUUUAAAAGAAUUGUUUUAGAGCUAAUGCUAUAAAAAUAUUACCAUCUGUACUGAUUUUUAAUAUCUAUUUAUUAUGUAAUGUUUAAUUUGUUUUUAUAACUUUAUAUUUUGUGUCAAAAGUUCUACCUUGGAACAAUGCUUGGGUGUUUUUUUUAACAGAAUGAUUUAUAUUAAAAUAUUUCUGUG
Podarcis lilfordi (Lilford's wall lizard) is the source of this 22876-nucleotide messenger RNA. The record is from the annotation of a GenBank genome assembly. NCBI's taxonomy places the organism in Eukaryota, Metazoa, Chordata, Lepidosauria, Squamata, Lacertidae.